Messenger RNA from Teleopsis dalmanni, 516 nucleotides. RefSeq lists its product as uncharacterized. Bases 1 to 516 code for a protein of 171 amino acids. The transcript has a single exon. NCBI's taxonomy places the organism in Eukaryota, Metazoa, Arthropoda, Insecta, Diptera, Diopsidae. The record is from RefSeq and is a predicted model, not a curated record.
AUGGUGUUAAUGACUGGUGAUAAUUCAAGUGAAAUUGUAUCGUUUUCAACAUUAAAUAUGGCCGCAGCGUUCAAUUUUGAGGCCUUUAAUCCGGAAGUUAUGACUUGGAUCCGGUGGGUAAAACGGUUGAAGAUUGCAUUAGAACUGUUUGGAUGUGAUGUUACAAAAAAGCAUCAAUUCUUAUUGCAUUAUAUGGGUGCAUCAACAUACAAUGUGCUAUGUGACAAAUUGUUGCCAAAAACACCAGAGGAAAAUACAUAUAAACAAAUCGUACAGAUUUUAGAUGAACAUUUUAAUCUAACGCCAAAUGAUAUUUUGGAAAACUACCGGUUUCAUUUGCGAAAACAAAAAGCAGAAGAAACGUGUGAAGAAUUUUUAUUGGAACUGCGUAAAUUGGCUGUGCAUUGCAAUUUCAGAACGUAUUUAGACACUGCAUUGCGAAAUCAAUUUGUUUUUGGUUUAAAUAACCAAAGAAUACAAAGCAAAGAAAACAGUAAAAUUGGAAGACGCAGUUAA